UUCCGUGGACAAAAAGAUCUCCGCGGGCCGGAUGAGAGGACAUCGCGGGCCGCAUCCGGCCGGCGGGCCGUAGUUUGGAGACCCCUGAUGUAGACAAUACUUAAUACUUUGUCUAUUUAUAAAAAUUAAUUUCAACACUUAUUGCAGGUAUUGGGAUGACUGUUACUCUGGUAAAUGAAUUACUAGAAUUUUCCCUCAUGCUGGACAAAAAAUAUCAGAAAAUGAUCGCCGGUCUUUUAGGCAAUUUUAAUGGAGACAGAACUGAUGAUUUUAUUUGCCCAAAUGGAACACAACUCUCUGACGAUGCAAGUGAAAAACAAUUAUAUGAGUAUGGAAAGCUAUGGGCGAUAACUCAGAAUGAAAGCUUAUUCCAGUACAACUAUGGACAAAGCACAAGUACUUUUUCUAACCCAAAUUUUACCCCUUUAUUUUAUGAUGAACAAAAUCCUACAAAAAUAGCAGAAGCUGAAAAGAUUUGUAAUGGUUCAGGAAAUCUUCCUUGUACUUUUGACUUCGUUGCUACACAAAAUGAAAAAAUUGCUGAAACUUCAUUAAUGUCUUCAGAUCAAUUUGAAAAAGUUUCAAUUAGCACAGCAAAUCAAGCCCCAAAUAUUAUGGUCAACACAACACAAGUUAGGGCCACCGUGAAUCAAUCUUUCAGCCUAACUUUAACAGCUUUUGAUCCUGAUGGUCAAGAUGUUACUGUUGUUUUAAUGACCAAUGCUAAUUACACUGUUAAAACUAUUAAUAAGAGAGAUACAUCAAAAGCUGUUGCAUCAACUUAUUCAAUUAUAUUAUCUGACACUGAAACUCAGAUCAUAUUUUCAUCAUUUGAUAAUAAAGGUCUGCAUUCAGAAAUGGUAUCAAUCAAUAUUUCUGUAUGUAGUGGAUGUAGCUAUUGUGGUACUUGUGAUGAAGCAAGGCUUAGACCAACAUUAAACCCAUAUUUUUAUUGGGAAGCAUGUAACUGUUACAUUGGAUUUACAGGUACUGACUGUGAAAAAGACAAUGAUGGCUGUGCUACAAAUCCUUGCCCCAACAUGACAGGUUGUUUAGACAUACCAGCUUCAGAAGAACAAAUCACUGGUUUAUCAUACACAUGUACAAAUUGUCCUCUUGGUUAUCAACUGAAUUCUAAAAAAACCAAGUGUGAAGACGUUGAUGAAUGUAAAAACACCCCAUCUUGUGGUGCAUAUGCUACAUGCGAGGAUACUUAUGGUAGUUUUGUUUGUAACUGCCCAAAAGGCUUUCGAAAAUCUGGAUCACUAAAUUGUGUUGACAUCAACGAAUGCUCAGAGAAAUCACAUGACUGUGAUCAAAUAUGUGUUAACAACUUAGGAAGUCAUGAUUGCAGAUGUUACCCAGGGUUUGCUAGGACUGGUGGCAAAUGUGAACUGACAGAAAAGGAACCAUGUAAAUUAAUCAACAAGUCAUGUGAAUACAGUUGUCGAAAUGGCAGUAAGGGAGCAGAAUGUUUUUGUGCAUCAGGGUACAAAUUAAAAGCAAACAACUAUUCUUGUGAAGAUAUAGAUGAAUGCAAAGAGAAAAUCUGUUCACAAGUUUGUAUCAACACAAACGGAAGUUUCAGCUGUUCAUGUUACUCUGGAUAUACUCUUAACAAGAAUGAUUUGCGCUCUUGUGACACAUGUCAAGGCAACACCUAUGGCUAUAACUGCAACUCCAGAUGCCAGUGUAAAGGACGGGGUGUAAGAUGUGACAAUGUUAAAGGCUAUAUCUGUCAGAGCAAUUGGAAAGGAGAAUCAUGUGAAACAGAUGUGGAUGAAUGUGCUAUAAAACCUAAUGUCUGUCCUGUGGAUCAUAAAUGUACAAAUACAGAAGGCUUUUAUACUUGUGAUUGUCCUGUGGGUUACGAAGCUAUCAAUGGAACAUGCUUUAAUAUUAAUGAGUGUGAAACAAGAAACAUUUGUCCUCAAACAUGCAUUGAUACACCAGGGUCAUUUAUUUGUGAGUGUAGAGAUGGAUUUUUAAAGCUUCCUAAUGGCACUUGUAAAGAUAUUAAUGAAUGUGAAACUGACAAAUCGGGCUGUGAACAAAAAUGCAUUAAUGUCCCUGGAAGUAGCAACUGUGACUGUUAUCCAGGCUACAGGUUAAAAGAUGACAGGAAGACUUGUGAAAAAGAUGAUGUUGAUCCAUGUGAAAACUUUUACCUGAACUGCAGUCAAGGAUGUACUGUAACUAAUGACACAGCACAGUGUUUUUGUGCUAUAGGUUACAUGCUGAGUAAUAACCAGUUUGACUGUCUAGAUAUUGAUGAAUGUGCAACACAGAAACAAUGCAAUGGCACCUGUUUUAACACUCCAGGGUCAUACAAUUGUUCUUGUCCAGUUGGAUAUAAACUACAGAAUGAUAAGAAAACCUGUCAAGAAUGUGAUGCCUAUCACUGGGGAGAGAACUGUGCCACAGAUUGUAACUGCAGCACAAGAGGUACAUCAAGAUGUGACCCCACGCAAGGAUGUCAGUGUAAAGCUGGCUGGGCAGGAACUUGGUGCCAGGAUGAUAUUGAUGAAUGCUCAAGUCUUGUACCACCAUGUCCUGUAACAUCAAGUUGUGUCAACACAUUUGGCUCUUUUUAUUGCCAGUGUAAAGAGGGAUAUUCAUUUGUUAACAAUACUUGUACAGAUAUCAAUGAAUGUUUGAGUUCCCCAUGUGACCAGAUCUGCACCAACACACAAGGCAGCUUCCAGUGCUCUUGUUAUUCUCAAGGUUUUAUUUUUAAUGGAACACAAUGCAAUGAUAUAAAUGAAUGUGCUGUAAAAGAGUUAAAUAAAUGUGACCAGGAAUGUCGAAACACACUUGGUGGAUUUGCUUGUGAAUGUUACGAAGGAUAUGAAUUAAAUGGAACAACUGGAAAUACUUUUAGCAGCCUAAAUCAGAAGUGUCCUGCAUCAAACAGCUGUCAACAGUUGUGUGUACUAGUAAAUAAUACCCAGAUCUGUUCAUGUUUUUCUGGAUACAGCAUGAUUAAUAAUUCCUGUGUUGACAGAACUUUUAGAAGACAAAAAAACUUGCAGAGCUUGCCAAUAUGGCUUCUAUGGCCCCAACUGUGCUGAAAAUUGUACCUGCAACACUACCAACACCAAACCACAAAUCUGUUUUAUUGAAAAUGGAAAUUGUGAUUGUUUAAAAGGCUGGUCUGGUCCAGACUGCAGUACUGAUAUUGA
Messenger RNA from Physella acuta, 3182 nucleotides. Its product is annotated as fibrillin-1-like. The record is from RefSeq and is a predicted model, not a curated record. Gene Ontology annotation, molecular function: calcium ion binding. Lineage: Eukaryota; Metazoa; Mollusca; Gastropoda; Physidae.